AUGAGUAUCCAUGAAUAGUUGUUACAAAUGGUGACAGACGUAAGUAGUUAUAAGUGUAUGUAGAUUUGCAGCUCACUUAAAUAGGAACCAGCUGUAACAAAGGUGUAGAGUACACAAGAGAUUCUGAAUGCACUCAAACUUCUAAUCUUUAUACUACUCGAAUUAGUAUCUCAAAACAAAAGCCUCGAAUAUGAUGAAUUAGAAAAGGCAGUCUAAAAAGCUGAAGCAGAGAUUCGUUCUCAUGUUAGGGUAUCAUAGAAGGCAUAAUUGUAGUUAGAAUAAUAGAUGAAACUUUACACUGAUAACCUAUAAGAGAAGAUUGAACAACUUGAAUUGGAAAAGCAAUAAAUAGAAUAAGAUCGUAAGGCAUCAACUUUACAAUUAAAUUUUUUAUCUUCCAAAGAAAUGGAAAAGAAGCCAUCCAAUUUGUCUCAACAACGUGAAGGAAGCCCAAACGUAGUUAAGAAAUCUUACAUAAUGGGCAAUUAGAUAUAUCAUCGGCAACAUUAAUCUAACUUAAUCACUUAUCAAGAUUAGCAAAUACCCAAUAAAACUACAUCUUAGGAACCUAUAAAUCGUGAACGUAGAAGUGCCAACACUCAACAUAUCAGUUACAUUCCAGGAAAAGGACUCCCAUUGAAGAACAAUGUCUCUCAUUAAAAUAACUCUAUCCACAAUCCACCAUCAAAUAGAAAAGAUGAUAGAAAUAAAUCCCAAUAAUCUCAAGAAAGAGUCAUUGAUAAAAGCUAAUCAUUAUUAAAAUCUUAGAAUAGCUACUCCUACAUUAAAAUGUAUAAUAUUUAAAAAUUGAUUAUAAAUAAAAAUCAGAAUGACAAUAUUAAGUAAGCUACUUAAUUAACAUAGUAAACCAAAAGCAAAACCAUUCAUGGAGUAUGUAACAAUAUUUUAGAUGAAUCUCAUUAUAAAAAGAAAUGA
Molecule: messenger RNA, 936 nt
Organism: Paramecium tetraurelia
Lineage: Eukaryota; Ciliophora; Oligohymenophorea; Peniculida; Parameciidae
Exons: 3
Source: RefSeq, a predicted model, not a curated record